CGUUAGAGGGCGAUGCUUUCUUUUACGAUAAGAUCCGUGUUGAUUUGUAAUGCCUGGCUCGGAAGGAAGACCACGCUGCUGUUGAAAUGGACGCCUUCGAGUUGUUUAGAAAACUCGGAGCUGGAGCUAAAUUUGAUCUGAAGAGGUUUGGACAAGAUGCCGCUCGGUUUAAGGUUGUCAAAACUCACGGAGAGGACUCGUCCUCAGAUCGACAUUUGGCAAUCGAUUAUUUCAGCAAAGGCGCAGCUAAUGGAGCCCAGAGCAAGAGUUGUGGACUGGAGAAGGAAAAGGAGGAGGAGAAAGUAACGGACCGACAGGAGGAGGAGAGUGACAGCGAUGAUUCUGGUGCAGGACUCAAAAGGAGGCGAAAAGAAGAGAGUGGAAUUAAGAAGAAGAGGAAAAAAAUAAAAAAAAAAGAAGCAGAAGCUGAGGAAUCAACUUUAAAAAACACAGAUGGAAGUGGCAUCACUUGGACGUCUUCACUGGAAAGAAAAAUUCAAAACCUUCCAGGGGAUAAGAAUGAGAAAAAAACGUUGAAAAGGCUUAAGCAGGAGCAUCAAACAAAGGUUAACCAUAUUCGCUCACAACACCGUAUAAAUGUCCACGGCUCUGACAUUCCCGACCCCGUCUGUACAUUUGAGGAUCUACAGUCUGAGUAUCGCCUCAACCCUCGUAUCCUUCAGAACCUGACAGACGCAGGGAUGAGCUCUCCAACGCCGAUACAGAUGCAGGCAAUACCACUGAUGAUGCAUGGCCGUGAACUCCUGGCCUGCGCUCCUACAGGGUCAGGGAAGACAUUGGCGUUUUGUCUUCCACUGCUCGCUCACCUGCAGCAGCCAGCAAACCUGGGCUUUAGAGCUGUGAUCAUCUCCCCGACUAGAGAACUGGCCAGUCAGACAUACAGAGAGCUGGUGCGUCUCUCAGAGGGAGUUGGCUUUAGAGUCCACAUCAUUGACAAAGCUUCUCUGGCAGCCAAGAAAUAUGGACCACAGUCAAGCAAAAAAUAUGACAUACUAGUCAGUACACCCAACAGACUCGUCUUCCUUCUAAAUCAGGAUCCUCCAGCUCUCGACCUCAGCCGUGUGGAGUGGUUGGUGGUGGAUGAGUCUGAUAAGCUGUUUGAAGAUGGUAAAACAGGCUUCAGGGAGCAGCUGGCUGCAGUGUUUCUGGCCUGUUCUGGGUCGAAGGUACGCAGAGCUUUCUUCAGCGCCACCUGUACUCUAGAUGUAGAUCAGUGGUGCCGACUGAACCUGGACAACCUGGUGUCUGUAAACAUCGGACACAGGAAUACGGCUGUGGACACGGUGAAACAGGAACUGCUGUUUGUUGGUACAGAGAACGGCAAACUGGUGGCCAUGAGGGACAUAAUUAAAAAGGGUUUUCUUCCUCCCAUGCUGGUGUUUGUUCAGUCAAAAGAACGAGCACGUGAGCUGUUCCAUGAGCUGGUCUACGAGGGAAUCAACGUAGAAGUGAUCCACGCAGAUCGGACACAGCAGCAGCGAGACAAUGUUGUGAACAGUUUCCGCUCUGGUAAAAUUUGGGUGUUGAUCUGCACGGCUCUGCUGGCCAGAGGAAUUGAUUUCAAAGGAGUCAACAUCGUCCUGAACUAUGACUUCCCCACCAGCGCAGUAGAAUACAUCCAUCGUAUUGGUCGCACAGGCCGAGCUGGACAUGAGGGGAGAGCAAUUACCUUCUUCACAGAAAAUGAUAAACCAAUGCUGCGCAGCAUUGCUAAUGUCAUCAAACAAGCUGGCUGCCCUGUUCCUGAUUACAUGACUGGCUUCAAGAAGACACACAGCAAAGUGAGGCAGAGACUUGAGAAGAAGCCUCCAAAUAGAAGCACCAUUUGCACAACGCCUCGCUUCUUAAUGAAGAAGAAGAUCAAGACACAUGGAGAGAAAGAACAGACGAAGGCAACAGAUGGAGAGCAGAGUGGUGAAAAGAAGACAAAAACACAGGGAGUUAAAAGAGGACAUAAAACACAAAAGGAAAUGGGAACAAAAAUGCACAAGAAAGUGUUACAGGAAUCAGGACAGAAAUCCUCUGGAGCAAAGAUUAAAAAGAAGGUAGUGAUGAAAAAGAAGCAAGAGAAACAGAGCAAUUGAUCCAAGAAGAACUGAUGAUUUCAUCAGUUUGUUUUAGUAUUUUAUAUGGCUCUGUAAACUGCCCACUUUCUAGUAUGUCCUUUGCAUAUCUGCAUAUAAAAUAAAUGGAUUUAUACUAAA
Molecule: messenger RNA, 2225 nt
Organism: Cynoglossus semilaevis (tongue sole)
Lineage: Eukaryota; Metazoa; Chordata; Actinopteri; Pleuronectiformes; Cynoglossidae
Gene: ddx52
Product: DEAD (Asp-Glu-Ala-Asp) box polypeptide 52
Exons: 15
Coding region: 87-2105 (672 amino acids)
Biological process (GO): maturation of SSU-rRNA
Cellular component (GO): cytosol
Molecular function (GO): RNA helicase activity; nucleic acid binding; ATP binding
Source: RefSeq, a predicted model, not a curated record